AUGGAGGAAGUACCCGCCACAAUGCUGAACACGCUCGCCCCGCCGCCCGUGGCCUCACUCAAGGCUGGCGCCAUGGAGCGGUCUCUUAGCGAGGAUAUCCGGGAAGAGAGGGAGGAGCUCCGCGAAGCCGCUGAGCAGACGCUCAACGUUAUCGUGGAUCUCAACAUCGACGGAACAAUCCGGUGGGUCAGUCCCUCCUGGGUCGACGUUAUCGGGACACAACCAGACUCGGUUGUGGGUACAGCCAUCGCCGACCUCAUUGUCAGCGAGAACCCGAACGUCUUCUCAGAGGUAGCUGAGGGCAUGAAAGAGGAUGACAGGCGAAGCCAAUUCAUUCGAUUUGCGGUCAAACUCGGCCCCCUUUCGAAGCUCUUGCCCUCCGAUAUGCCCAAGAGCCCCGACGGAUCCGUCGAGCUCGCCGAGCCUACUGUUGUCGACCUUGAGGCCCAAGGCAUCAUGGUCUACAGCGGCGCCUCUGGUGGAGAAAGCCAUAGCAUGUGGAUGAUAAGGCCCUGGGUUGCGCCGCGCGAGAUUAAAAUUGAUCUGCCCCGAGUCAUUGUUGAGUCGUUGGGAUCUGGUGCAGAAGUGCUCGCAAGUUAUCUGACUCAACUGGCAGAAUCGGGGCUUGAUGACCCUGCACAGCACCCGCCUCCCCUGCCUGUGCUGUGCAGGAUAUGCGAGCGUCAGAUCUCGCCGUGGUGGUUUGAAAAGCACACCGAUCUGUGUUUGCAAGAGCAUCGCGCCGAAAUGGAUGUCCAGAUUGCCCAGGAAGGUUUGACCGAGCACCGACAUGCGAUCGUCAAAGUCCUCGAUGCUCUUGAGGCAAGACGCAGCCGCUCGCUGGCAGGAGACCAGGCUGCCCUGCCCGUGGCCGAAUAUAAGGGUCUGCCUAUUGGUCCUCCCCCAUCAUCAACGUCAUCUCCCGGAAACUCCUCCCCCACGCCCGGGUCUGCCCCUGGCCGCUCGAGGGAGCGAUCAUCCGGAUUUGGACACGCGAGGGCUCGCUCCUUUGCCGUCCGCCGGCCGCAGGCGCGAAUCGUUGAGCUGCUGCUCGAUCUGUGUGAUACCGCCAUCGAGAUCAGCACGCCUGCCAUAAAAGAAUCAUCCCAGGCUCCUGGCGAGUUCCGCACGCAGUCGCCGCAGUCCGAAGGCCGAAUUACGCAGGUGCUGCAGUGGGAGACGCCGGGCACAAACACUCUGGAGCAGGAGCAAGGUCUCGCCUUGCUUUGCGCUGAUACUGAGAAGGUUGCCCGUGAGAAAGUCGAAGCCGUGUUCCGUCACCGUAGGAUCCUCGAAUACGCGGAGCGAAUUCGGAUUGAGUUCGCCUAUAUGGUUCAGGAUUGCAUAGAUGCCGCCAUGCGCAAGGCUGCGAAGAUUGCCGCGGGCCGUCUCAGCGACUCUACCGAGGACGAAGAGGAUGAAGCAGAUGCCCCGAUUUCGACCGAAGAAGGGAUCUUCCCAGGAUCUUUCGAUGCCCCUUCCACUUUAGCCUUGGCCCUGCAGAACGCUGCCAUCAAUGAAGACCCCGACAACAGGCGGCUGUCGAUGGCACUGCCAUCUCCAAGGUCGAGUAGCCCGAAAGAAUGUCCGACACCUCGAUCAAACCGAGGUGCCCUCAGCACUCUUACGGGUGCGAGCCAGUCUCGGCGGGAGUCAAUGAUUUUUGAGAGCGAUGCCGGGGAUAGUGAUGGGAGCUUGAGGUCGUCGUCGGUAGCCUCUAGACCGCAGCGGGUGGAUUCCCCCAUCUCCGAGUUUGGUGACCUUCGCCGACAGGCGAGCUCGCGGCAACACAAGCGGAGAAGUCUGAUUCUACCAGGCGCUAUCUCGCCGCGGAGACAAGAGUCGCCUUCCCGAGCGGGACCGCCAUCAUCGCCUCUCCGGAUUUCGAAACCUCGAAACCUACCAUUCCCUUCCGACGGCUUGAUGUCACCGGAAGCCUCACCGAUGCUCCCAAGUAGUGAAUUUACGUCACCCAGUGUCCAACCCUACCAUCACCAUCGAAGGCAGUCUUCGGCUGCGGUGUCUGCAACUCCCGCGGAAUUAGGGUUGAAACCCCCACCGUCGCCCCGACUUAGUGCGGUAGUCGGUGGUCCUCAAGUCAAGGCUGUUCCUCCUUCGAUCAAGGACUUUGAGAUCAUUAAACCUAUCAGCAAAGGUGCAUUUGGCAGCGUCUAUCUAUCAAAGAAGAAAUCCACGGGCGAGUACUUUGCCAUCAAGGUGCUUAAGAAGGCGGACAUGGUUGCCAAGAACCAAGUCACCAAUGUUAAGGCUGAACGCGCCAUCAUGAUGUGGCAGGGCGAGAGCGACUUUGUCGCAAAGCUAUACUGGACCUUUUCCAGCAAAGAUUAUCUGUACUUGGUCAUGGAGUACCUCAACGGAGGCGACUGCGCUGCGCUGAUCAAGGCCCUCGGAGGCCUUCCCGAGGAUUGGGCAAAGAAAUAUCUCGGAGAGGUCAUCCUAGGAGUCGAGCAUCUGCAUAGCCGAGGUAUCGUUCACCGGGAUCUGAAGCCCGACAAUUUGUUGAUCGACCAGAAGGGGCAUCUCAAGCUGACAGAUUUUGGUCUUUCACGCAUGGGAUUGAUUGGGCGCCAGAAGAGGGCACUGAAUAGCGGCGCUGAUGUGGCCCCUGAUAUCCUCAAGCAGGGUCCAUUCGCUCGAUCAGCCUCAAUGGCCUCAUCUCGGUCCACGUCCUUGGAUCUUCACGGCCGUGGCCACUCUCCCGGCUCUACCCCACAAAUGACUCCUAGCGACUACAGUGCAAGCAUGGGGCAGCCGUCCUACUUUAACUUGGGCGCAUUCUCUCAUGAGCCACGCCGCGUCUCCAACCAUCGCAGCGAUAGUGGCGGCAGCGAGGCAUUGACGCAGAUGCUAGGAGGCUUGUCCCUCAACGAUCCGCAGGUGGCUAAUUCGCAGGUGAUCCUGUCUCCUGGGGAGAGCAGCGAGGCCGAAGCCUCCCUGGAUCUCGCCUCUCUGUCCUACGCUACCACCCAGAACAGUAUUGACUCCAACAAGGGCACACCCCCGCAGCCGGCCAUGGCCCCUCCAAAUUGGGCGCUAUUUGAUCCCGAGGACAAGACUCGCCGAUUUGUCGGCACGCCCGAUUACCUCGCUCCAGAAACGAUCAAAGGAGAGCCCCAGGAUGAAACGAGCGACUGGUGGUCCGUUGGUUGCAUCAUGUACGAGUUCCUCUAUGGGAUCCCGCCAUUCAAUGCUAGCGAGGCAGACAAAGUUUUUGAAAACAUCUUGGCACGCAGAAUCAACUGGCCCGAUCCCAGCGAGGAUGUAGUGUCGCCGGAAGCCAAAGACCUUAUCAAUAAGCUGCUCUGUUCGGACCCUCAACAGCGACUGGGGGCUAACCGCGAAGAGACGUUUCAGUCUGGGGGUGAGGAGAUUCGCAACCACCCGUGGUUCCAUGAUGUGAAUUGGGACAUGCUGUUACAAGAUGAGCCUCAGUUUGUCCCACAGCCGGAAAAUCCUGAAGAUACCGAAUAUUUCGAUGCCCGAGGCGCCACGCUUCAAUCCUUUGUCGAGGAGAUCGAGGACCAGCAUUCACCCCCCGCGACUGCGCCAGCGGCUGAUUAUCAUGACCGUCCCCAUGAUGCUCUUUCUCGUGUAAAGGCUCAGGUUCACUCAAUGAAGCGUGGGUUGAUGCCGCUACACAUCCCGCCCCAUGUCCGCGACCUGAAGAGCAGGCGGUUGAGCGAGCCCGUUGCGGCGGAUGACUUUGGCAACUUCACUUUUAAGAAUCUGCCCGUGCUCGAAAAGGCGAAUAAAGAUGUCAUCCAGAAGCUUCGGGCCGAAGCUCUGGCUUCCCAGUGCAAAGCAAUUACCCCCAGUAGCUCGGGGAGCGUCACGUCCCCUGGCUCAGCGCUCGAGGGCAGCCCGGUCCUCUCAAACCCGGUUCAAAGAACGCUUUCGAAUGCCAAGGCAUCUCAGCGACCACAGUCACCGUCUGGUCUCAGCCACUCUAAUUCAUCUCCGAACCGCGUCUCCCAGCCGUCCUCCCCUCUGUUGGUUUCCUUUGUCGCCGGCCAGGGAGCUGAGGGCAGACGCAAGGCAUCGAACAACUCUUCCAGCCUGUCCCAACCCUCUGGAAGCUCAUUACAGCCAGGCACAUACUUCGACGUGCCCCGCGUCCCGCCGAGCUUGCAGAAAGCAGCAACCACAGUCGCCACAUCAUCGCCCGUCAAAGGCAAGGGCGUACCAGCUCCGUUGCAGGCAUCGGCAUCGCCCCAGAAAGGGGGGAUAUCGACUCACAUGACGGGUACCCCUCGCCACAGCAGUGGCUCAUCUGGCGGUCGCUCCCGUUCGCUGACUGUCGGGUCGCAAGAAGGCAGCCCUGCAACUUCGGACAUCCUGGCAGCUCAUCACAGGAACCGUCGCAGCCAGGUCUUUGACAUGUCACCGUCGUCUUCAGACAAUGAAGCCGACAAGGCGAGCGCUUUACUCAGGGUCCAAAGGCGACGUCAAAGUGCGAGACGCAUGUCGUAUAUUGUUGGGGGCGAUCCCGUUUCUCGGCCCCUGGACGUGCUCAUUUGCGAUGACCACCCAGUCUCGCGAAUGGUGAUGGAGAAGCUCCUAGAGAAGCUGCGAUGCCGCACCAUCUCAGCGGCGACGGGUAGCGAGGCUAUCCGGUAUGCAAUGAGCGAGAUCAAGUUUGACAUCAUAUUCCUCGAGUUCAGACUUCCGCAGAUUUCCGGGUCAGAUGUUGCCCGCAUGAUCCGCGAUACCAAACACACGAACACCAACACGCCGAUUGUCGCAAUCACGUCUUACCUGAAAGAACUGCCCGCUCCCCAAUAUUUCAACUCGCUCGUCGAGAAGCCUAUCAGCUCUUCGAAGCUGACAGAUGUUCUCAGCACGCUCUGCCAAUGGAAACCUCCACCACCGGGUCAGACAAAUUCACUGUCUUUGUCACUGCCGCAUCCCAUACCUUCCGGCCUUCGACAAGAGAGCCUACGCUUGGAGGACAGCCCGACUUCGGCCUCAUCUGGAUAUGCAGUUCGGUCAAGUGGAAGCUUCCGCGAAGACUCGAUAACCUCGAGCCUAUUCGGAGAUUCGGAGUCGGUGGUGACCGACGACAUACCCGUCGUCAUCAGCAGAAAACCCACGGGAGAUUGGGAUGAGGCUGGACUGGGUAUCUCAAGCACCGAAGAAACAGUAGUCAACCGGAGCGGUGCUUUGCCGGCUGUGCCGCAUCUCGUCACUCAGCAAUCAGCGCCAGCGCAAAUGGAGCACCCAUCGGGGCGAAUGAAGAUGCCUGUUCCGCAGCGAUCGUUUGAGAAACUGCGAGCGAAGCGGGAACUGAUCGAAAAACGUAGAUACGAAGGCAGCGUCGACUCGGCCGAUGACGAAGAUGACGAGCUGGGCCUAGUUUCGGAAGCCGGUCAGGGUGGCAGCAGUGGCAGUAGUGGCAGCAGCGGUUCCGUUUCUCCUUCCAACCAGCAAUAUCGCAGCAAGUCGGGCCUGCCCUCAUCAAAGCUUGGCAUCGAGAUGAUGCGUGCGGGUAGCCAUGACAGCAUGAUUGGCGGCUCGGAAAGCGCCAGCACAGUGGAACCAGCGACACAAGUGGUGACACCAAACCAUGAUGUGGGAUUCGAGUUCCCAAACUACGAAGCACCGGCUGAGGAAGGGCAAGGCGAAAAAGUCCUUGCCGUAAUGGGCACCCCGCCCGGACUAGAGGCGGGCGACCAUGGCAAGCUCGGGCCCGGGGAUGUCGAGGAAACACCACGCCCGACCUCGUCCCGGGGAGCGGCAAACAUGAUUGUGGAGGAUGAAGAUCCGACGCCGAGGCGUCCGCCUGUUGGGACAACCGACAGAGACGAUACCAUGUCGCCAUUCCCCGGCCGUAUCUGA
Messenger RNA from Canariomyces notabilis, 5856 nucleotides. RefSeq lists its product as uncharacterized. Gene Ontology annotation, biological process: phosphorelay signal transduction system; peptidyl-serine phosphorylation. Bases 1 to 5856 code for a protein of 1951 amino acids. NCBI's taxonomy places the organism in Eukaryota, Fungi, Ascomycota, Sordariomycetes, Sordariales, Chaetomiaceae. Gene Ontology annotation, molecular function: protein serine/threonine kinase activity; ATP binding. The record is from RefSeq and is a predicted model, not a curated record. Gene Ontology annotation, cellular component: cytoplasm; nucleus. The transcript is spliced from 2 exons.